AUGUCAAGCUUGGCGGUUUUUUAUCAUAUGCAGGGUCAAUUGGGCAUGGCUGUUCAAAUCAGAGAAAAAUUGCGGGAGAUCCAGAAAAGAUUAUCCGGCCCAGAGAAACCAAGUACCUUAAGCACGGAAUCCAACCUAGCUGACUUAUAUCGCCGCCAAGGUCAAUUGGAUAAGGCGAAAGCCCUUGGGGUACAAACGCUGGAGACCAAAAAGAGGGUUCUAGGCGAAGAUCACUCUCAAACACUGUGGACAAUGGCUGUCCUUUCAAUGACGUAUCACGACCAGGGCAAAUUGGAGGAAGCGGAAAGACUGGCCAGUCAAGUUGUUCAAACCCGUAAGAUAGUGCUUGGCUUGGAGAAUCUGGAUACACAGGUCGCCAUGAUCAAUCUAGCCUCUGUGUACUACAGACAAGGACGAUGGAAAGAGGCUGAGGUUUUGCAGUUGGAAGCUCUUGACGGCCACAAGAAGGUACUUGGUGCGGAGCAUCAUGAAACUCUGAUGAUCAUGGCAAAUCUAUCUAUGACAUAUAUGAGUUUAGGAAAAUUGGAGGCAGCCAAAAAUCUCUGCAAGGGUGUUGCGACUCAUAUGAGGGGGUUGGCGGCAGAGAACCCAGCCACUUCUCAAGCAAUGAACAACCUAGCCGUGAUAUACCACAAAUUGCGGCGAUGUAAAGAGGCCGAGGACCUUGAAUUACAAGUUCUGGAGACUGAUAAGAGGAUCUUUGGCCCAGAGCAUCCCCAUAUGUUGCUGAUGAUGGGCAACCUGGCGUCAAACUAUGUGAGCCAGGGUCGACAACACGAGGCCGAGGUACUCGAAACCCAGGUUCUCGCUACCCGAAAGCGCGUCCUGGGCCCAGAGCAUCAUCAUACUUUGCUAAGUAAGCACAAAUUAGCCUGUAUCUGGAAAGCGAUGGGGCAAGAUUCUAAAGCCAUCGAGUUGUUGACAGAAGGUGUAGGUAUACAGACGCGGGUUAUGGAAGCAAAACACCCGGAUUCUUUGAUUUUCUUGGAUAAACUGAAUACUGGGAAGGCCGAAGCACUCCAGAUCAAUGCUUCAUCUGCCGAGGGCAUGAUAUCAGAUUGA
Penicillium macrosclerotiorum is the source of this 1083-nucleotide messenger RNA. RefSeq lists its product as uncharacterized. The transcript has a single exon. Gene Ontology annotation, molecular function: protein binding. The record is from RefSeq and is a predicted model, not a curated record. The coding region runs from base 1 to 1083 and encodes 360 amino acids. NCBI's taxonomy places the organism in Eukaryota, Fungi, Ascomycota, Eurotiomycetes, Eurotiales, Aspergillaceae.